Molecule: messenger RNA, 1179 nt
Organism: Protopolystoma xenopodis
Lineage: Eukaryota; Metazoa; Platyhelminthes; Monogenea; Polystomatidea; Polystomatidae
Source: the annotation of a GenBank genome assembly
AUGAACACUGAAAAUGAAAAAGUUGCGGGACAUGCCAAGAAAAGAAAAGCUAAAAGUAACGAUAAUUGUGAAAAAUCGAAAAAGCUGAGGCUAGACCAAAAUACUAAAUUAUGCUCCUCAUUGGAGGAUGAUUGGAAGGCUUCUUUGGGAAUUUCAUUGGCUGAUCGAUUGGAAGCCAUCGCUUCCAAACGCAACAUGACCGUUUCCCAAGUCAAAAGAGUCCUCAAGGGGGUCCUAACUAAUGAUGAUGUUAUCCAACUUUUCCGCCAAUACAUUAACAAUGAUGUAAAUAUCGUUGAGCAAGGAUCUGGUGAGCCUUCUACAUCCAUUAAAAUGCAUGCAAAGUCCUUUGGCGUUCGAUCUUCCGACUUAUCAUCUGCCUUCCCCUUACAAUCUAGGAUAAUGACUCGUUCUCUUGCUCGUCGGGUUAAGGAGUCGAAUGUUCCCAGACAUACCUUAUCGACACAGUGUUCUUCGCAUUGUCCUCGUGAUGCGCAGACAAUUUUAGAUAUGGUAUUUUCAGAUGAUGAAAACGAGGCAUGCAUUGAUUCAAAUACUCCUGAAAUACACGGAGAAGUAUUUAGAAAGCCUACGUAUGAUGAAGAUUAUAUUCCAUCGGAAUAUGAUAGGAGACAACUGCUUAAAGAUCUUGCUAUUGAUUGUGCCUUUGAUAGGUCAUCAAAGAUUAAAGCUAAUAAAGUAAAAAGUGCUGGUCACUUGAUCAACUUAUCAAGAACAGAGGCAGAUCUUGAUGCCGCUCAAGACUACGUGGAUAUAAGCCCUUGUACUGAGAAUAUUUCAUCUGACGAGGAAUUUCUAUUUUGUGAUGGCAGAAACUCCAAUACAAGUACCUCUCCUUCAUCGUACUACACCCGAUCAAAAGCCUUUCAUAAAUCCAACGGUAAUGAUGACGCUGUUUUUAUUGAACAAAUUCCUCCCAAAUCGUCAUGCUCAACGCCUCCUUACCUUUCUCUUAGCGAGUUUUUUGAUGAUGAUCCCCGAGAGGAUUUAUCCAUUCUUUCCCCAUCUGAAGUGAAAUUUUCUAGAUCCGUCGAAAUUGCACACAUUGGCUUAAAUGGAACCUCAGAAUGUCCACCAAAUCAUGCAACUCCUUUGCCUUCAGAAAGCACAAAUAUUAAUGAAGCUCCGAAUAAUCAGACUAUCAUUAACGAAGCAGAG